Molecule: messenger RNA, 9833 nt
Organism: Monomorium pharaonis (pharaoh ant)
Lineage: Eukaryota; Metazoa; Arthropoda; Insecta; Hymenoptera; Formicidae
Gene: per
Product: period circadian protein
Exons: 17
Coding region: 966-4388 (1140 amino acids)
Biological process (GO): circadian regulation of gene expression; negative regulation of transcription by RNA polymerase II; entrainment of circadian clock by photoperiod
Cellular component (GO): cytoplasm; nucleus
Molecular function (GO): transcription cis-regulatory region binding; transcription corepressor binding
Source: RefSeq, a predicted model, not a curated record
AAUAUAAACGAGAAUUAAUUAAAAAGUAGGAAAAGUAAGAAAAAGAAAUUAAAAUUGUUUACAAUUAUCUAAAUAAAAAAAUGCAAUAAAUACAUAUUGCAUUUUUCUAUUUACUUUAAUUUCGCAAUAAUUGUUACAAGGUGAUUCUGCAAAACGCAUAUAUUUUUUUGAAGAUGGAUUUUGUAAUUAAAAGUUAUAAAUAUUGAAAAAAGAUCUGCAACAGGCUUGUUUUCCACAUCAGAUUUUUUUAAGUGCGGAAUAAAAAUUGUUUCUAAAAAAAAAAAAAAAAAGGCGCGAACUAUCUUUGCGUAUUAAGUAUUGAAAAUUGUAACCGGGCGAUCUUUCGCUUAAAAAUUUGAUCGUGCGAAAAAUACGUAAAGUGGGGGAGGUUCAGCUUUACACACGGGUAGCCUCGGUGCACAGUUCGAAAUGUAACGUGCUCUAUUUCGAUCACGGUAGCGCUUGCUGCGCGAAUUCCGUAGGAGGCGAGAGAAAGAGGGAGACCAGCGACAACUUCCUCUGGGCAAUAUGGGUUGACGCGGCGGGGACGUGGGCGCGGGUGGUCCGCGCUCACGUGUCUCAGAACGUGCGGCCGACUUAUCGCGGCCGAGGAUCGUGUCUAGGCCGGGAGAGGCGGCCGAGAGCUUAGUGUGCCGGCGACGCCGGCGUGUCAGUUUGCUCGUGGAAAUCGGCGAGCGUCGGACCUUCCAAUUGCCGUCGUGCGCCUCCAGCGAUUAACCGAGCGAUCAUAUACCGUAAAAGCGCCUACCCCCUUCCUUCCCUCCGUCUCUUUCACUCAACUACCCCCUUUUGUCUUAAAGAGCCGCGAUUAAAAAAUGUAGGGAUGAUGAGAGAGAUGAAUCACAAACUUUAGGCGAGUGCGUGUACGUGAGAAAGAAAGCGGCGAUUUUGGAGAGCGUUUUUUUUUUCGAGAAAGAAUCAUACUUCGAGAGGAAGAGCGCAGAAUGGAGAAAACAUCCGUGGAGGACGCCAAGGUGUUGGAUUCGGGAUACUCCAACACUUGCAGCAACAGCCAGUCGCAACGCAGCAACGGCAGCUCGAAUUCGAGGAACAGCAUUCACUCCGAGAGCAGCGGUUAUUACAGCAGACGUUCCUCGAUCUUCGAAUCUAGCGAUAAGGCGCUACCGCGACCGAUCAGCAAGAAGGACAAGGAGCACAAGAAGAAGAAGUUGAAAACGGUGACGGUGCUUGACGCUGCCGAGGCGGAGGCUGAUUCGAAGACAGUGAACGCGCUGCCGGAAGUCGCGUAUAACGUCGCGCCGGCGAGCGCCGUACUUGACAAGAAACCAGAAGAGGUAACCACCGUAGAAUUGGUGGACGCAACGGAUCCCGGCGAGCACAACGGCGACACCGUUGCAGAUCCGGAAGCAGGACUUGCUUCGCGGGUGGCCCCCCUGGACGAUUCCACGUCUCAGGCCAACGAAGGGUUUUGCGCUGUGAUUUCGAUGCACGAUGGUCUCGUGCUGUACACAACCCCGUCAAUAUGCACGGCCCUUGGCUAUCACAAAGACGCCUGGAUCGGUCGAUCAUUUAUUGAUUAUGUGCAUCUGAAGGACAGGACCACCCUGGCCGAUCAGAUUACCAGCGGCGUCGCUUCGCCGCAAGAGGAACGAUCAAAGGAUGUCAACGGUAAAAGGGCGAGCCUGUUCUGCGGUCUGAGGAAGUAUACUAAGUGCAACGUGUCGAAUAGGUAUCGCACGGACGCCAGGUCGAACCUGUACCUGCCAUUCCACCUGACCCUGUCGUUCCGGGACUUCCGGGAUCGGACGGCCGAGCAACAGCUCAACAACCGAGCUAUGUUCCUCGUAGUUACUGCUCAACCCGUCCAUUCCGCAUACAAAGCGCCAGAAGAAACAAUAAUAUCUUCGGUAUUCACAACUCGCCACACCGUUACGUGCCACCUAUCUUACGUCAGUCCCGACAUAGUCAAAUACCUUGGCUAUCUCCCGCAAGAUAUGAUUGGCCGUUCGCUGUUUGACUUCUACCAUCCUGAGGAUCUACCUUUCAUCAAAGACAUCUAUGAGACCAUGCUCAAGCACGAAGGCUCCCCAUUCAGGUCGAAGCCGUACAAGUUCGCCGUGCAGAACGGGGGCUACGUCGUUCUCGAUACCGAGUGGUCGUCCUUUAUCAAUCCCUGGACGAAAAAACUAGAAUUUGUCGUAGGUCAGCAUCGUGUGCUCAAGGGGCCAUUGGAUCCGGACGUCUUCCGGGUGCCGCGCGAUACCGAUUGCGGUUACCUGGCCAGUAUCAGCGAGGAAGUGCUGAAAGAGGCCAAGAUCAUCCAGGACGAGAUACGGGCGCUUCUCGAUGAGAGCAUCCAGCGAACGUCAGAUAUAACCGAGCACGACGUGUCAAAGCGAUGUAAGGAUCUAGCGUCCUUCAUGGAAAGUCUGCUACAGGAGACGAAGGCGCCGGUGGUCGACAAUGACGGACUGCUCGCGGCGGACGAACUCAGGAGCUUUUCGGGAUCACGCAAUCCCUUGUUGCAGGAGCACGACAGCGUGAUGCUCGGUGAGAUCUCGCCCCAUCACGAGUACGACAGCAAGUCCUCAACGGAGACGCUACCGAGCUACAACCAGCUCAACUAUAAGGAGAACAUCGAGCGCUUCUUCAAGAGCAAACCGCCGAUCGCGACUAUGUACGGCAGCGACGAAGAGAACGUCAAUUCCAGCAACGACGAGGGCGCACGAAAGUAUAUGUCGCCGAUGAACGGCAGCGGGGCGAGCGGCACCGGUAGCGCGGAGAAUCUGAGCAGCGGUUCCAACAAUCAAACGAGCUCGGCGAGCCGAGGCGACGUGUCCAACACCGCCAGCAACAGCAAUACCACCGCGACGGAGAGCUUCAAGCCGCCCACGCUAACGGAGUCGCUGUUGAAUCGCCACAUCGAGGACAUGGAGAAGCUGAUGAUACAGAAGCAUCGGGAGCUGCGCUCCAGCAUCAAGAACAGCGACAAGCUUAAGGAUUCGCGUAUCAAGACGGAAAAGGUUAACGGUGGUGCGGAUCAGAGCGCCCGUGCCAAUCAGGGCCACGGGGUCAAGAGGAGCGGCAGUCAUAGCCGGGAGGGUGAUAACUGUAAGGUAUCAAAGCACGAUAAAAUCUCGAGGACAAGCACAGCAGGUCCGGCGAAUCUUACAACCACCGUUACCAACAUGAGUUUCGAUCAGACGACUGUGGUACAACCACAAGCAAACAUCAAUCUUUGGCCACCGUUAUCAGUCACUGUACCCUCCGCCGCACCUACUCAAUCUUGUGUUUCGCCUCACAACACCAACUUGGAGGCCGUAUCUAGAUUCUCCUUAUUCCCGUCAAUGAUACCGGUUUACUAUGUGCCGGUACCGUCAUCCAAUGAAUCUGCGACAACAAUGUCAUCGUCGCAGGAGAAGUUGAGUCUACCGCAAUCAUCAACGCAAGCGACACAACAGAAUCCUUACAUGUUUGCUCCAGUAUCCUAUGUCGCGACGGCGAUGGCCGGGAUGAUCUAUCCAGCGGUGAUCGGCACGCCUCCGCCGCGCGCUAUGAUGUAUCGACCCUUUCUGAUACCCGAGCAAGCACCGGCGGUGACGACGCGCGAAAACCAACAGUCCAAUGAGAAGUUUCUGGAUCACAAACGACCGGCCAGUCAGGCGACCAGCAUCAAGGCCGAACCGGGGAGCAUAAUGGCCAUGUCUGAGAAGGUUUUGUCACCCGGCGAGCUGUUCUCGUCAUGCGUGAGCAACGACGGUGGAUGCUCAAGCGUGGUGGAUCUCCUGAUACCGGUGAUGAAGGAGCAUCGCCGGCCGACCGACUACAACAACGACGAGUCGAGCACAUCCAGCUUCUACAGUAGCUUCCUGUACAAAAGCAGCGACAGCAGCUGCAAUCCGGAUCAGAAGACGUGCGAAGUCUCCUCCGAGGUAGAGAAUCAAACGGCGCAAUGCUCGAAAGAUGUUCAAGGGAUGUCUCGAUCAUUCGAACACACCAAGUGCCAUCAGGGAAUGCGAAGGAGGGAUCCACCUUGGUUGGAGGGCGUCCAACUGACACCGGAGUUGAUCUACGAAUAUCAGAUGCAUCCGAAGACUCUGAACGAGGUGCUGAAGGCCGAUCUGGAUACCAUGAAGAACCUUAAUCAGCCGUUACUGGUAAAUAAUCAACUGGGACAGCUCUACUUGGAUCUGGAGGUAGAAGGUUUAGGCACCGAACUUAUUCUUGAAGAAGGGAUUACGUCGAGCGGAAGCGACAGCGGAAGUAGCAACGGCAGUUGGACUGAAUCGCAGCGUAAACAGAGAAGAAGAACGGUGAAGUACGGCAAACUAGUGAUGAUCCACGAGGAGAAUGCACCUCUACCGCCUCCGUCGCCGUCUCAGACUGUAUCUUGCCAGCGUUCAUAAAAGUUUUCGAUUCGCCACGAAUUAUCUCGAAAGACAUUCAAAGUUACCGUUUGCUUCGUCAUGAUCGCAUUUCUUUCCAAUUGAAAGGAUUCAGAGAGUUAAGGCAGUAUUCCUUGAAUCGAGUAAACCUUUCUUACUGAAAGAAAGAAGAUUAUUAUAAACGCAUUGUAUUAAUAAACAACGAAUGAAAAGCACUCGGUGAGAAAUACGUGACUUUAUCGACAUUUUAAUAACAUAAUACCAGGCUCUUAUGUCUUUCUUGAAAGGAUUAAUUUUUAUUUAAGCUAGGACAAUUCAUUAAGGUAGAUCACACACGUGUAAUAAAUGUGUAUUGAGAAAUUAAUUAAGUCGUGAGACAGACCAACCAAAGUACAAAGCUCGAAUAGACUUUUCAAGUUGCCUUAGCUAAGCUACGAGUUUGAAUGAAUUUCCUAAAAUUUUUAGCGCAAAGUAAAAGCAUAAUUAUAUAUUUAUGAGAUUUGCAUAUACUUGAGAUAUUUGCAUCUACAUUAUAUAUAUAUAUAUAUGAAUGUGUUUUUCAGAGCUAUCGGAUGUUUUUUCAUAAAUGCAAAUUACCGCUAGAAAUUUCAUGAUUAAGGUUCUUUAGAAACCUUGUCAAGAAUUGGUAAUUGAGAUAUUAACUAUUAGAAAUGUGUGUGUGAUGACGUUUUCUCCGCGUCAAAAAAGUUAUCCGCGUAAUAAAAAAGGAGUUUAUUGCGAACUGUACAUAUAUACAAUUUUCAGUACUGUUUGUGUAAUUUUGUAUACAUUUUUGUGUCAUAAAUUAAAAUAACUAUGCAUAUAAAUUGACCGAAAGAUUUCUAUGAUCGAUUUUGCAUUAAUUAAGUGAAUAGUAUGCAUGAGUAGAGAAUUGGAAGAUGACACUUUUGAUACGCUCUUUGCGCAAUAAUACAUUUUCUAUUGCUAUCUAUUUUUUUGAUGUUCUAUUUUUCAUGUUUAUAUGUAAGAAUCCUUUUUAUAAAUAUAUAUAUAAUAUAUAAAAUAUGUAUAUUUUAUAUAAAUUUAUAUAUUUAAUAAAUAUGGAAAGAUAUGUUAAUGAUGACACGAUAUGGACGAAUGGAACGAUAUUUAAUAAAAAUAUAAAAAAAUUAUUUCGUGCAUAUCUGUGAAAUUAAUUGUGUAAUGAGUACUAAGUUUAAUUAAAUUUCUUUUUGUACACGAUUAUAUUUUUUGCUAAAUGUGGUUCUUUUUGUACAUGGACGGUGAAGACAAACAUGAAUAUAUCGAAUAUCUCAAAAAGAUAUAUAUUAACAGUAAGAUUUUCUUCUUAUAUUACUUUGUAUGUUUUUUUAAUUCUAUACAAUUCUCAGUAUUAAUUGUGUUACAUUUGCGAUAUACUUAAUGUAAAAAGAAAAGGAAGAAAUAACUCUUCAUAAAUCUAUUGGAAAAUAAUCGAUUGUAAUUACAUAAAUUAUUUACUUCAUAUUAAUAUUAACUUCAUAUCAACACAAUCAGCGAGUAUUUAUUUAUUGCUGUAAAAUUGCGUUCUUUAACAACCCAGUAAGUACACGUCAUUUUGACAUCAGAAUUGGGUCAGUUUGAACCAAAAGUGACGUUAUGUAAUGACAUAAAAAUGACACGAAAUAUUGACGGAUUAAUGUCACAGACCAAUGACAAUAUUUUAAGACGUUAAAAAGACGUGACUUUAUGAUUAUUUUAGUAACGUUCCAAAUAGAUUACAUAACAAAAUCUAUUAAUAACGUUUUAAUGAUGUUUAUGACAUCAAUAUUAUUUAGAUGUCGUAAAAUGUCAUUCUGCUACACAUAUGAAACUCGAGCAUGUAUAAUCGAAUCUUUCUCUAUAACGUAAAUUUAUGAAAAGUGAAAAAUAUUUUUUAACGAAUAUUGAAUUUAGGUAUUAAAGUUAAUAAAAAUUUUUAUUUUUUUAAACACAAAACAAAUUCAGCAUUAAAGCCUUGGAGUAAAGAAUUUUGAAUAUUAAAGUUAUAUACAAAUUAUACACAAAAUUGUUUCAUUGGAAACUCAGUCUUUAUUUUUAGUCUGCAAAAAUAAAAUACUUAUAUAUACAUAUAAUUUAUAAACAUAUAUAAUUUAUUAUUUAAGAUUUAUUAUAUUUAUUAUAUUCCAAAUGUAGGAAAAUAAUAUUAUGCAAAUUUGAUUUGAAAAGUAAUAUAUAAAGUUCAAACUUAUAAAUGAAAAUAAAAGUAUUUAACAUACUAUAUACUUUUUGGACUAUACUAGAACACUACAUUGCGCUUUAGCUUUUUUAUACUAAACAUUGUACUUUUUUAUUUUCUGUAUUUAUAUUGAUUUUAUUUACACUAAAUUUAUUUCUCUAAUGUUGUACCUCACUCUAUACAUUUUAUCUGUGUAUUUGAGUAGUAAUAAUUUUUACAAUACAAUAUUCCAAAUAUUAUAUUCUAUUCUUUUUAAAACGUUUCUGCUCUUGUUUUUUUAAAAUAUUUAUUCUUAUUUUUAAGAUAUGUACUUUUCUUUACUCUUUUCCUUUUUUUUUAUAUUGUAAUUUUUUUUACUUAAUUUUUCUAAUGUUUUUCAUUACUCUUAAUUUGUAGUUUCUCUUUAUUACAUUUUUAAAAUGUCUAAUUUUGAUUCGAUUGAUAUUCCAUCUGUCGCUUCUUGCUCUUAUGUUGGUUCGACGCGUUGUUCUUCUCCGAUACCUUUUUCUCGUCAAAAUUCUCCAAGUAUUUGUAAUUAAUUUUUCUUUAAUAAAUAUCUUUUUUUUUCUUUUUCUUACAUUUUUAGUUUUCUCUUUUUUAAUUUCAAUUUUAUUUGUCUAGCUCAAUUGGAUUCUUCGGUUAAUUCCUCUGUAAAUCCUUUGGAAUUGUUAUCACCAAAUGAAUUAUUUGAUUUCUUGCAAAAUUUCGAUUCUGCAGUAUAAGUUUUUUUUUCUUUAACGAUUUUAUAAUUUUUUCUUCCUUUUUAUUUAUUUUUUUUUGUUUAAUUCUAUCUUUUUUCCUGUUUUUAUUCUUUCAAUAUGAUUUAUCUAAUAUAAACUUGUUCUUUCGUUUAUAUUAUUCUUUUCUAUUUUAUAGAAAAGAAAAACUCAAUUUUUAGUCAGUAUUAAAAUGGAAUUUACAAUUUUUAUUUAAAAUAUGUGCUCAAAUAUUAUUGAUUACGUCUCGUAGUAUCAAUAAUAUUUGAGCUCAUAUUUUAAUUGAUUUAUCUUUAAUACAGUGAAAUUGUCGGAUACGUUGAUGGUUUAGAGUCUCCCCGAUUUAUUGGGGAUAAAAAACAAUUUAAAUUUUUUAAAUUUUACCUUAAUAAUGAUAAAGGUAAACAUAUCCAAGUAGUGGUUUGGAAUGAUGAUAUUAAUCUAAUUAAAAAUGAGAUCUUUUUGAAUAAUGUAAGUUUACUGUUUCAUUAAAUUUCUGUACAUUUUAAAAGAAAAUUAUAAUUUUUUAAUAUUUACUUUAUGCUUUUAAUAUAUAUAUAUAUAUAUUUAUUUACUUUUUUAUUUUUCCUAAAUCCUUUUUUCCUUAAUUUCUUUAAUUUUUAAACAAUUAAUUUUAUUUAUUAUCAAAUAACCUUGUUAUACUCCUUUACAAUUGAAUUUUCUAGAUUAUCCAUUUAGAUGGUGUUUAAGCUAGGCUUCCUAAAAAUUCUAAAUAUAAUAAUGGGAAUGUGCCUUUUGAAUUAUUAAUACGGCACAAUACUUUAAUUUAAUCAAACAACACUAAUUCAAUCAAAUUCGUCAACACGAUAUUUGACUGCAGAUCUUGUAUUAACAGUGACUUAAAAAUUAUGACAUUACACGUUUUUUCAAUUUAAGGCAUCACAAAUAUGAUGUUUAAAAUUAGGCAUUAUUUGAUCAUGAAACGUCAUUGGAUCAACUAUGAUCAGUUUUCGACGUCAAAAUGAUGUGUGCUCUCUCAUGGAAAUAUUUUAUUGAAAAUCUUUUAAUUGGCCCAUUUUAUUAAAAUUUAUUAAAUUUAUUUUAUGAUUAUUGAACAAAAAAAUAAAUGUUAUAAAUUUUAAUAAAAUUUAAAUUAAUAAAUUUUAAUGGAAAGGGGUCAAUUAAAAAAAAAAAUUUAGUAAAAUAUUUUAGUAAUAUAUUUAGAGUUUGCACAUGGGAAAAGUUCAUUAUCUAUAUAUAUAUAUAUUUUGUUAUUUAUAAGAAAUAUUUGGCUCAAAAGUUGCUAAUAAAUUACGCGAGAAUGUGCAUUUUAUUCGAGAUACGUACAAUUACAAACUGUUGCUUGUAACUUUUAGUUAGAUUAUGAUUAAGUAAAUACACACACACACACACACACACACACAAAAUCUACCACCAAUUACACAUUCGCGUGUAUUACACAAUAUCUGCGAUGCACGCUAUAGUGAUUUGUAUAUUUAGCGUUUUUAUAUCUCUAGAAGAUAUUUUGGAUUAAAUUACAUAUAGAGCGAUAUAAUAAGGUAAUACCUGUUUCGUUUGUCUAUAUUUUCUAUGUCAGUUUGUUCGGGCAAUUAAUGUUUUUGGAUAGAUAUAGUAGGAUGCUAUAUUAUAUUAUUCGCGCCUGAUAACGCUCCAUUUACUGGAAUUUCGUAGAUCUAUAUUUGAAAUAUUGUGAAGUAUUGAAAAUCCCGUCCAAGAAAUUUCUAAGACUAUUAGAAAAAGAAGAUAAACGAGUUAAAAAAAACAAUAUAUCUUAAUAUGAUAUGUAAUUUUACUGUAUUUUCUGUUAAACUUGAUUUCAUAUUCUGAUGAAUUUUUUUUAUACAAUUAUAAUACUGGGCAGUAUUAAAUUGGCUAAUAAUUAAAUACUUUUAAUAUUUAAAAUAAAUAAUAAUUACUGGCCAAUACUGCCAAGUAUUACAUUUUUACAAGGAUUUGUAAACGACUUAAGUUUGAUUAAAAUAUAAAUUUAUCCCUGAUAAACAAGUUCUGAAUAAAUAAAGUUUAAAGCGUGGCGCGAGGUAAAACAAUAACGUGUACGGUGAGUCGAUUUUGUAAUUAGUUAAAUUUAAACUUGUGUAUACAAGUCACGUGUUUGAAAAUAACACGUUCACGCGAAAAUCGAUUGACUUCGCUGAUCACAUAAUCGGAGGCACGGAGUUAUGUAAUUGCAGUCCAGGUCCGUGUCGUUUGACAAACGAAUCUAUUUCAGGAAAUUGUGGACCAGUAAAUUUAGCGCAGAUUUAAUUUUAACGCCAUUCAUACGAUCCAUGCGAUUGGUGAUGUAUACAUACGUACAUUUGAGAAAAAAAGAUAUUUUGUGUACUACGUAUUUGCACGUGUCGCGACAAAAAGUGAUUGACACGCGGAUGUAACUAUUGUACAUCUCUCUCGCGAUCAAAGGCGAUAUUUUAUACAUACACCAGCGAUUAAGCGCGACUCUGUUUUCAUGAAACAUUCGCGAGAUCUAGUCUGGAUUAUAUACGACUGUAUUACUUUUGCAAAUGGUUUUUCAUUCAGAAAUUGUUUUGCAUAGCGAUCUGUAUCUUAAUAAAGGUCUUUCUAAAUGUA